This is a messenger RNA of Onychostoma macrolepis, 1711 nucleotides long. Its product is annotated as hepatic and glial cell adhesion molecule-like. Lineage: Eukaryota; Metazoa; Chordata; Actinopteri; Cypriniformes; Cyprinidae. The record is from RefSeq and is a predicted model, not a curated record. The transcript has 5 exons. The annotation marks the transcript as partial.
UGCUCCUCAGGUGUGUUUGGUGAGUCAGUGUCAGUGAUGGAGGGAGAUUCUGUUCUUCUUCACACAAAUGUUACUGAAGUACCUGAAGACGACGACAUUCUCUGGAAAUUUGGAGCUGAAAAGUCUCUGAUAGCUGAAAUCAGUAAAGCUGCUGCAAUCUUCAACACAUCUGAUGUUCUUGAUGGGAGAUUCAGAGACAGACUGAAGCUGGACAAUCAAACUGGAUCUCUGACCAUCACAAACAUCACAACUGAACACGCUGGACUCUAUCAUCUAGAGAUAAAUGGAGAGAAAGAGAGAUUAAAAACAUUCAGUGUUUCUGUGUAUGCUCCUCUGCCCAUUCCUAACAUUACCAGAGACUUACAAUGUUCGUCAUCAUCGCAGCAGAAUUGUUCAUUGCUGUGUUCAGUGGUGAAUGUGGGUCAUGUGACUCUCUCCUGGUACAAAGGAAACAGUUUAUUGUCCAGCAUCAGUGUGUCUGAUCUCAGCAUCAGUCUCUCUCUACCUCUGGAGGUGGAAUAUCAGGAUAACAACACCUACAGCUGUGUGCUCAACAAUCCCAUCAACAACCAGACCACACAUCUGGACAUCAGUCAACUCUGUCACACAUGUUCAGGUCCUCCAGAAGACUCUGUAUCUCUGAUAGUACUGAUCUCUGCUGCUGCUGCUGGAUCUCUGAUGAUUGUAGCUGUAAUUGGGAUCUACUGGAUCUGCAAAAAGCAAAGAAAAAAUGAUCAAGAAGAUGAAACUGGUGAUGAAGAGAUCACUUACGCCGAACCUACUUUCUGCAAACAAAAUCCACCUAAAAUGAAACUUAAGGAUUUAUGUGGAGAAGGAUUGCAUAGCAUACACACCUAUCAUCAGCAUUAGAAGAUGAUCUUAAACCUUUUCAAAGUACCAGAUCCAGCUGUAGGACUGUAGGAUUGUCUUCACUAUAGGAAACUCCAGAGACACCAUCAGAUUGAGAGUCGGUUGAGUUUUGGGAUUGGUGAGAAGAAUCAGCACAUCUAGCACUAAAUCUAAAUCUUAAAAAAAAAAAAAACUGCAGUGCAUUGCAGUACAAGGUUUCCAAGUUAUCCAUACUGUACAACCAAUGUAGCGUUUUCUUUUUCUUUUGUUUUUUUUUUCACAUUUGUCUCUUACACCCUCAAAACUAAUUCAUACUGUGUGUACAUAUCAUUAUGUAUCAUUUAUUCUUAAUAAUAUAUUUUAUAUUUAUUAUAUUAAUGUGGUUUGACCUGUGCCACAUAACUUCUUCAUAAACAUGCAAUGCUACUGGAAGUAUGGUGUUCAUGUCAGUUCAUGUAUUUGGGGAUGUGAGCGUUAGAGGUGUUAAUGGCAUGUGGUUGAGAGUAUUUUUUUUUUCAUUCCUACGAUUGACAGUCAUAGUAGUGUGACUUCUUCUAAAUGCAAAGGUUUUAAGAAUUCAAAUCAUGCAAGGAACCAAAGAACUGCCUCAACUGAAUGAGUCAUUCACAAGUCACUCAACUGAUUCAAUUUAUGUCCAAAUACUCACACUUGUGGUCUUUGUUAACCACUUGACUACUUUUAUGACAUAUUUUGCUGUGUUUGGCCCAAGUGAGCAUGAAGACCACAACUGCACUUUUCAUUACCUGAUGGGACACAGUUAAAGUAUGUAUGUUUGUAUGUUUGGUUCUUUCUGUAUUUCAAAUUCGAGGUCUGCUUUGGCAAUACAAAUGCUUUUGUAUUA